Kwoniella shivajii is the source of this 840-nucleotide messenger RNA. RefSeq lists its product as uncharacterized. Gene Ontology annotation, molecular function: oxidoreductase activity. Lineage: Eukaryota; Fungi; Basidiomycota; Tremellomycetes; Tremellales; Cryptococcaceae. The record is from RefSeq and is a predicted model, not a curated record. The transcript is spliced from 7 exons. The coding region runs from base 1 to 840 and encodes 279 amino acids.
AUGGCUGCUUCGAAGGACACUGGUCCUAACUCUACCAUCACCUUAGACUCAGGUAACAAGAUACCACAACUCGGCUUCGGGGUGUAUCAGUCUCCCGCCGAAGUUACUGAAAGAACAGUCAGGAUCGCCUUGGAAGCUGGUUACAGACACAUUGACUCAGCUCAAUGGUAUUUUAACGAAGAACAAGUUGGAUUGGCUGUCCAGGCUUCAGCGUUCCCUCGGGAGUCUGUCUUCAUCACCACCAAACUCGGUCACGCAGACCGCAUUCCUGAGCUAUUAGAAGAAAGCGUCUCCAAGGUUGACCCUCGCCCAGAUGGAUAUGUCGAUCUGUUCUUGAUUCACUCUCCUAGCGCUGGGCCAGAGAAGAGGAAGGAGCAAUGGCAAGCGUUGGAGUCCCUAGUUGAUCGCGGGAAGGCGAAGGACAUCGGGGUAUCAAAUUACGGGGUAAAACAUCUUACACAGAUGUCUGAGUAUUCCAAAAUCUCACCCGCGGUAAAUCAAAUUGAACUGCAUCCGUGGUGCCAGCAACCUGCAAUAGUUUCAUAUUGUCAAGCGUAUAACAUCGCUCUAGAAGCUUAUUCGCCUCUGGUACAAGGCACGAAGGCUUCUGACCCCGUUUUGUUGAGAAUUGCCAAAGAAACAGGAAAGAGUUGGGCACAAGUGCUUAUCAGAUGGAGUCUGCAGCGAGGGUUCAUACCAUUACCCAAAUCGGACACCAAGGACAGGAUCAUUGCCAACAGGGACGUUUUCGACUUUGAAUUGUCGGAGAGUCAAAUGCAGUCUCUGAACGAGCUAGACAAGGAUGAACACGUAUGCUUGAACCAUACAGAACUGCCUUAG